AUGGGCCACCGUGGGUCAUGGUUGCACACUCCCCUCCUGUGGGUGGCCGUGGCCAGCCUGCUCCUCCCCCCGGCCAUGACCCAGCAGCUGAGAGGGGCCAUGCUGGGACUUAGCAACUGGAACAACAACGCAGGCAUAGCCGGGUCCUCAGAGGACACGUCCCCCAGGGUGGGUCCUCACAUCCAUGGGGACGGAGCCCACCGAGAUGGGAACGGGGACGUUUCCACAGAGAAUGGGCAUCGUGUUCACAGUCCCAGAAGCCCCAGCGACGAGGAAGAGGAGGAGGUCUCCAGCGAGCACGGGCACCACGGCCAUGGCCACCGGUCCCAAGUCCACGAGCGUGGGCAUGAGAACAACUCAGAUGAAGAUGUGUCCACAGAGCAGGUGUGGCAGGUCCACGGGCACAGAGGCCACAGGAAUGGGGGCGUGGAUGGCUCUGCUGAGCGUGGGCACCUCGCCUUUGACGAGCACCACCCUCCGGGCCUCAAGCAUGUCCAUCAUGGAGGAGACGAUGAUGAUGAUGAUGACGGUGAUACAGAAUACAGGCACCGAGCCCACAGGCACCACGGCCAUGGAAAUGGCAACGAAGAAGAUGUCUCAGAGGGGCACCGCCAUCCUGGCACCAGCCACCGGGUUCCAGGGCGCCACGGCCAGGAUGAGGAAGAGGAGGAGGGAGCCUCAGCCGAGCACCAGCACCACAUUCCCAGACACAAGCACCAAGGCCGGCGAGAAGACGAGGAGGAGGAGGAAGAUGAGGAAGGGCUCUCCACAGAGCACAGGCACCGUGCGCACAGGGAGGAGGAGGAGGAGGAGGAAGAGGAGGAAGAUGUCUCAGAUGAACACCACCGCCACGCCAGUUACAAUCACCGAGACCGCGGACGAGAAGAUGAAGAUGAAGGUGAGGAGGAGGAAGAGGAGGAGGAGUACAGGCACCAGGUCCACAGGCGCCGAGCUCAUUUAAAUGACUACGAUGAAGACACCUCAGAUGAGAAGCACCAUCACCACGUUGCCAGCCACACGCACCGAGCCCGCGGACGAGAAGAUGAAGAUGAAGCUGAUGAGGACACUUUGGAUGGACACCAUCACCACGCAGCUAGCCACCAACUCCAAGACCACAGAGACCAGGAAGAGGAAGAUGCGUCCGCGCAGCAGCCCUGGCACCAGGUUCCCAGUCAUGCGCACCGCGGAGCUGGAGCCGAGGAGGAAGACGACAAGGAGGAGGAAGAGGAGGAGGAGGAGGAGGAAGAGGCAGUCACAGUCAAGUUCAGACACCAAGGCCACCAGAGUGAGGAAGAGGACUUCGCAGAUAAGUAUAAAAGACCAACCCCGAGUCACCUCCAUCAUGAAGUCCCCCAAGAGGAAGAGAUCUCUGCAGAGCUUGGUCACCAGGCGCCCAGCCACAGAGAAGGCCCCCCCGGAGAUGAAGGGGAGGGGCGGGGUCACAGAGGGUCCAUCCAAGAGGGGCUUAGCCACCAGCUCCCAGAGCAUCUGGGGGUGAAGGAUACAAGCCAUUUAAGGAAGAGAGGUUCUGAUGAGGGAAAGGGCCAGGAAGAAGACCACGGUUUCCAAGAAGAUGUGGAUGUUUCAGAGGAGGAAGAGGAAGGUGCCCAUCAUGACAGCUUGGACCAGAAGGAUGAAGACGAUGAGGAAGAAGGUCAUGGCCUCAUCCAGAGUCAGGAGGAGGAAGAUGAGGAGAAGGAAGGAAGGGUGGAAGAAAAAGUUGCUGUUGGAGUCUCCCAGAGCAGAGACCACCAAGAGGAGGAGGAGGAGGAGGAAGGGCUGGAGGAAGAUGAGCUUCCGUUCACCAUCAUUCCCAACCCCCUGGUCAGUAGGGAGGUGGCUGCAGGAGCUUCCAGUGAGGAGGAGAGUGGUGAGGACACAGGGCCACCAGAGGCCCAGGAGUAUGGGAACUACCAGCCAGGGUCCUUGUGCGGUUACUGCUCCUUCUGCAAUCGGUGCACUGAAUGUGAGAAUUGUCACUGCGAUGAGGAGAACAUGGGCGAGCACUGUGACCAGUGCCAGCACUGCCAGUUCUGCUACCUCUGCCCUCUGGUCUGUGAAACUGUCUGCACUCCAGGAAGCUAUGUUGACUAUUUCUCUUCGUCCUUGUACCAGGCCCUGGCGGACAUGCUGGAAAGUCCUGAACCUUGA
Molecule: messenger RNA, 2151 nt
Organism: Elephantulus edwardii (Cape elephant shrew)
Lineage: Eukaryota; Metazoa; Chordata; Mammalia; Macroscelidea; Macroscelididae
Gene: HRC
Product: histidine rich calcium binding protein
Exons: 7
Coding region: 1-2151 (716 amino acids)
Molecular function (GO): calcium ion binding
Source: RefSeq, a predicted model, not a curated record